UCUUUACCCAAAACAGAAAGAUAUUAUGAGUGGGUUCUUUAGUCAAUCAACACAAGCUAGUAAAGGAGGAUAUGAUUCCCAUGGUGGCGAUGACGGAACAGCAAAGAAACCCACCGCAGACCAGACUUUGAGAGCUGUUACUAUCAAACAAAUCAACACUGCUACAAUUCUUCCAGACAGUAAAUUUAAAAUCGACGAUGCAGAGGUGGCAAAUAUUACUUUUGUUGCUACUAUUCGCAAAGUGACUGAACAGGCAAGCAGCACAAAUUACACUGUAGAAGAUGGUACUGGUGCUAUUGAUGUUGUAUUCUGGGGUAAUCAAACCGACACUGAGGAAAUCUUGGCCAAGAGACGUGAAAUGACUGUAAACACAUAUGUCCGUGUCUUUGGUCGCCCACACAGCUUUGGCAAGCACACAAAUUGCUCUGCUUUCACAGUACGCCCAAUUGUUGAUUUCAAUGAAAUUGCUUAUCACUUUAUUGAGUGCGUCCACUCACAUCUUACAUUUACAAAGUCCUCAAAGAGCUCUGAUAUACAGGUGGUAUCAUCCGGUAAUGCCAACACAUCCGGAAGAGCAUUGAACGAUCAGAUCAUUAGUUACAUUGAAUCUUGUGGUGAAAGUAGUGACGGUGUCCACAUUGAGGAUAUCAUUAAUAAGCUCAGGGGUCUCCACACCGCAACUAGUGUGAGAACAGCCUUGGAGAAUCUUACCAAUGAAGGUCACUGCUACACUACUUCUGAUGAUUACCACUUUAAAUCCACUGCUAAUUAUUAACAGAAACAAACAAACAAUAAAGUAAAUAAGAAAGAAAGAGAUAUAUAUAUAUUAUAAAUAAAAGUGGAUCACUUGUGAAUUUUCAUU
Messenger RNA from Phycomyces blakesleeanus NRRL 1555(-), 862 nucleotides. RefSeq lists its product as hypothetical. Gene Ontology annotation, molecular function: DNA binding. Gene Ontology annotation, biological process: nucleotide-excision repair; DNA replication; double-strand break repair via homologous recombination. The coding region runs from base 26 to 775 and encodes 249 amino acids. The record is from RefSeq and is a predicted model, not a curated record. The transcript is spliced from 6 exons. Gene Ontology annotation, cellular component: chromosome, telomeric region; DNA replication factor A complex; nucleus. NCBI's taxonomy places the organism in Eukaryota, Fungi, Mucoromycota, Mucoromycetes, Mucorales, Phycomycetaceae.